Molecule: messenger RNA, 1273 nt
Organism: Tripterygium wilfordii
Lineage: Eukaryota; Viridiplantae; Streptophyta; Magnoliopsida; Celastrales; Celastraceae
Product: peroxidase 73-like
Exons: 4
Coding region: 41-1045 (334 amino acids)
Biological process (GO): response to oxidative stress; hydrogen peroxide catabolic process
Molecular function (GO): heme binding; peroxidase activity
Source: RefSeq, a predicted model, not a curated record
UUGCCCUGUAAACUAAUUCAAUUAGUCUUCCAAGUUCUUGAUGAUCCCCAAAAUGUGCAGGUUCAAUCUUAUAUUAGGGUUUUCAAUUUGUCUGAGUUUGUUUGCCUUCCCAGAUACCAUAUCUGCACAACUCAAACAAAACUUCUACGCUACAAUUUGUCCAAAUGUUAAUGUUGAAAACGUUGUUAGAGGUGUUGUCAGAACGAAAUUUCAACAAACGUUUGUUACUGUUCCUGCAACUCUUCGUCUCUUCUUCCAUGAUUGCUUUGUCCAGGGCUGUGAUGCUUCGGUUAUAAUUGCAUCCACUUCAAACAACCAGGCCGAGAAGGACCACCCGGACAAUCUGUCGUUGGCCGGAGACGGAUUCGACACGGUCAUCAAAGCCAAAGCAGCAGUUGAAGCAACCAGCUGCAAGAAUAAGGUCUCUUGUGCUGAUAUUCUUGCCAUGGCGACCCGAGACGUGAUUGCACUGUCCGGUGGUCCUUCAUAUGCUGUUGAAUUGGGAAGAUUGGAUGGGCUUAGCUCAACAGCUUCAAGUGUGGAAGGGAAGCUGCCUCAGCCGAAUUUCAAUUUGAAUCAGUUGAACGCCUUGUUUGGUGCUAAUGGCCUCACGCAACAGGACAUGAUCGCUCUCUCAGCGGCGCACACCGUCGGAUUCUCUCAUUGUGGCAAGUUCUCGAACCGGAUAUACAGUUUCAGCGCUCAAAAUCCAGUGGAUCCUACGCUGAACCCGACAUAUGCGACGCAGCUUCAGGGAAUGUGCCCAAAGAAUGUGGAUCCAAGCAUAGCCAUCAACAUGGACCCGAACACACCUAACACAUUUGACAACAAAUACUUCACCAAUCUUCAACAAGGCAAGGGUCUCUUCACGUCGGAUCAAGUACUCUUCACGGACACAAGGUCCAAGCCCACUGUUGAUGCAUGGGCCAAAAACUCGCCAGCCUUUCAACAGGCCUUCGUUACUGCCAUGACCAAAUUGGGUCGGGUCGGGGUGAAAACCGGGACGAACGGGAACAUCCGUCGCGAUUGUGGAGUGUUUAAUUAAGCUAAAUAAUUCCAGAAUAUGUCAAAGAUGAAGCCAAAUCUCAACUUUCAGAUUUUGUGAUCAAGGAAAUUGAUUAUUGCAAGUGGGUUUGUCAAACAAAAUAAGGGUUGUUGUGUUGUACAUGUUGAAGACAAAAAUAAUUGUCGAUUAAUGUGACAGCACAUAUUCAUUGAACUAGUUAUUUAAUCUCUACUAAUAAAUAAUGUUUCACUUGUGAGUUUUUACUUC